AUGAGUGGUUUCACAACCCUUACUCCUCCCCAGUCACCGAAGUUUGAUACUCCUAGUGAGACUGUUGUCUUCGAAAAUGUGUCAGAGGACUUUUGGGGCUUUGAUGAUUUUAGUGAAACCACCGAGCGAGUUUCAAGUUGUUUUACCAACGAGGUGCUUGGUCGUGCCUUUAAAAUCUUUCUGAAUCCCGCCAUUCCCAAAAGCCAAAUCGCUUUUCCAGAGAAUUUCUCACUGCUCUGGGGCAUGAUGUCACGUUUGAAUUUCUCCUCAGGUGAUGUCAAAGGCUUUGAAAAGGGCAUCAAAGAGGCGCUAGAACUGGAGCCCUUCGACGCCAACCCACUGGAGUACUUCAUUGAAGUGCUGUUCGACAUUCUCGCCUGCGACAAGAUGGUAGGCUGCCUCGAUGGUCUCAGACCAACGGUACACAUCGUCAAUCAAGCCGGCUUCGUGGAUUUGGAGAAGCUCUGGCACGUCUAUUGGUCAGUUCUAACCGUGACAGCUCCCUUGUGCUCUGCGUUCUCCUCUCUCAUUGGUCCGGCAAAUCCGCCCAUCACGAACUCAACGCUUAAGUAUUCUACCGCCGUUUGGAUCAUUCGUAAUCAAUUCCUUGCGGACUCUGGUCCAAACGAAGAAUCGUCUCGCUAUGCGCUACGCUCGCUUCUCGAAUUGCAGAAGCUCUGGGGCCCCAGUGUCGAAGUUGAUUCGAUUACGGAAGUCACUUUUAACCGGGACGAUCAAAGUGCAGGGCUUCCCCCUUUCCUGCUCUUCGCUCAAAUUACCGUGGAGAGCUUUUUAGCCCAGCCAUCAGAGGUUCUGAGUAUAAUUCGAACUGCCCUGCCAUCACUAACGCGACAAGGUGUGACCAAUUACUUCUCACUCCUCGAACACUUGCUUGACACCGUGUUGAAACGUUCUCAGAAGGUCGUUUUUGACGUCGCAACUUUGAUCGAGUUUGUGACUUCCCUGUUUGGUGGAGUGGAUGCAGCCCAGAUGCGAUGGUGUGCAGAUUGGGAGACUGGACGUCAGUGCUCGGCACUUCGAGGUCUCCAAAGUCUCGUGGUGGUGUUGGACGCGAACCUUCCAGUUGUCGGCGCACCUGGCGGCCUGGAAUCCUCUCUGACCCAACUCCUGCAGCUCACCAGUCAAUUUCGCCAGACGCUAGUUCAAAACGUGAAGGCAGCACCGGGAACUGGCGCAGUCAACAAUCUCGCUGUCAUUGGCUGGCGAGGCGAGCUCUACUCGCUGAGCCUAUCAUUUUGCGAGGCGCUACUUACGAAGGAGGACGCUUCAGCCAAUGAGCAGCCGGGAAUGCUCUUACGUGUGCUUGAUGGCGUUCUAAUCGACGCGCUCUGCACCACAGAAAAUCGUGAGUGGUUGGGCUUCGUUUCCCGCCUCCUGCGGAUGCCAAGCCUGAAAAAUGACCCUCGUUACAAGCCUCUCACAGCCCUCAUCUGGAACGAGGUCCUUCCCAUUUUCGUGUCGCGCGGUUGCACAGUUGCACUGUGGUGGGAGGACUGUGUUGGCGUCGCACUCCACUUCCUAACUCUCUCAAUCGACACCGGUGGAAGAAGUGCUCCAGUGACCACGCAAGACCUUCUGGCGCGUUUCACGUUCACCCCCGACCUACCAUCUUCAUUCCGGCGUGGAUUCCUCAAGCGGCUGUUUGCUGACGCCGAUUUCCUGAAGUCUGCCUUGCACGCGAUGUCGGUGUCAGGCAGGCUGGACGUCGACGACGCCUGGCAAGUCUACACCAUCUGGCUGACGUACCGUCUGGUGUUGUACGACGACUGUGGACACGCUGCCACUUCGCUGACUACUGCUGAAUCCGUGAUACGUCAGUUCUUUCCCGACGACAUGUCUGACCUCCUGGCAUCAGGCGACCCUGAGAUAUCCCUCAUGCGUCUGUCUGAGCGGUUUGAAGCCUGUGAGACCUUCCAGUGUAGAAUGCAGUUCAAGGCGGUUGUGCUUCGUCACCUCUCGCCCUUGGCACAACUCCUGUGCCGCCUCAGUGAUGAACGGAGCGUCAGCACACUCGAGCUCACCUCGACGUACCGCGCAACCGCCGCACUCUUCCAGACCGCUGCUGUUCUACUGUACGCGACGGAUGGACCCUUCCACCAGCUCUUCUCACAGAUCAUGUUGCCGCCUCGGCGACAACUAUGCAAAGAGAACUCUCCCGUGCACGAGGCGAUCAAAGCCGGUCUCGCGGAGAACCUCUUGGCGGUACGUCGUCGUAGUAACAGUGGAGGACAGUCGGGUUUGAGCGGGCCCUCACGCUGCCUUCUUCCUCUUCUUCUUGUGCCUUUGCAGUUUGUCACGGGGAUCGCACAGCUGAACUACCUCACCGAUCCCUUCGUCGUUCGGCUUCUGCGUGAACUGCUUCGCUUCGUCUUCUUCGCUGUCGACACGCGUUUCGUCGCGGUAAGUUGUCCAUCGAAUCACGGGGAACUCCAGGUCAAAUUUGAGACACUACCACAUCAAUCAGAGGGCUUGAAGGCGUCUCCAUUUCCCACCUAG
This is a messenger RNA of Mesocestoides corti, 2517 nucleotides long. Lineage: Eukaryota; Metazoa; Platyhelminthes; Cestoda; Cyclophyllidea; Mesocestoididae. The record is from the annotation of a GenBank genome assembly.